Messenger RNA from Durusdinium trenchii, 1071 nucleotides. Lineage: Eukaryota; Dinophyceae; Suessiales; Symbiodiniaceae. The record is from the annotation of a GenBank genome assembly.
AUGGACCACAAGGCAGCUGUCAAAAUAAUUGAUGCCACUGGGUUGUAUCGCCAUUGCGGCAUUGCCAAUGAUCUCGGCGGAGUUAUGCCAUCGCACCAAAGGACAUAUUGGGCAGUUGUGAAUGAGGAUGGAUCUCAAGCAGCUUUGCCAAUACUGCUUGCCAGACAUGUGGAGCGGCGUCUGUGCCAGCACCGGAGAGACAGAAAAGUGUUGAUCGACAGGAAACCAGUGAAGGGGGAGGAAAAGCUGAGAGAAACAAACUCCAGAGAGAUGAAACUCAUUUACAACAGGCGCACAGGCCUCAUGGCAACGGAGAAGCAAGCGAAGGUGAAGGGAAGGUUUUUGGAGGAGUUCGCCCUCAACAUGACCCUCACCGAUGCCAAUGACGGCAUGUACUUUAUGAGCAGCCCCAAUUUUCCCAAGAAACGUCUUGUUUGCACGCGCUCUAACCAAGAGAUCAGUGGCAUGGACUUGCUGAAGCAGUGCUACGAAGGCGAGGAAGUCGAUGAGUCUGAAUCAGAAGCAGAGACCAUUGCCGAUGGGAUGCUUCCACCUCAGGACGCUUUGCAGCAACAUCACGAGGACUUGGAAGCUGCUGCUAACGAUGAAAGCGGGAGUGAGGACACCGCUGACUAUGAUGGCUACAAUGCAGCCAGUUCUGGAAUUGAGGAGAUGGAUGAUGAGGGUGAAAUGGAAGAAUCUGAGGAGGAAGGUGCCCCAGAGCCCAUGUCAUCCGCACCUGAAGGUGGCUUGCUUGGGAGGGCAAAGCAGUACCAUUUGUCCAAUGAGUGGAACGAGCUAGUGGACAUUUCCAAUAAGCACGGCUACGACUACACAAAGCUUCCUGCUGUGGUAGGUGGUGGAAUACAUCGACAUCCUUCAGGAUCCUUUUGGAGCACCCGGUUUCCUGAUGAAGCCUGGACCACAUGUAGGUGGAAUGAAACAAGGACUCCAUUCCAGGCCAUGCUCCGCGUCAUCAGGCACUUCAUCAAAUUGUACAUCCGUGGUGCUCCAGCUGACAUGCAUGCUUGGAAGGCACACCUUGGGCAUCUUGAAAAGCUUGAUGCAUGA